This is a messenger RNA of Peromyscus leucopus (white-footed mouse), 1411 nucleotides long. It is a transcript of the gene Mrpl48, whose product is annotated as mitochondrial ribosomal protein L48. Bases 1 to 1221 code for a protein of 406 amino acids. Lineage: Eukaryota; Metazoa; Chordata; Mammalia; Rodentia; Cricetidae. The transcript has 9 exons. The record is from RefSeq and is a predicted model, not a curated record. Gene Ontology annotation, cellular component: mitochondrial ribosome.
AUGAUGGAGCCGGAGGAGCCGCCGCCGCCGCCUCAGCCCACAGACCUCUCCCAGACCGCUGCAGCUCCCACCGGCUGGCGAAGAGGGCCGAGCGGAAGGGCAGCCGCCGAGUCCUCUCGGCCCCUGCAGGAGGGCCAGGCGGAGGGGCGAGGCUCGACUCUCCACCGACCGGCAGCCGCCGCCGCCGCCGCCUCCCCGCAGAGUCGCCUAGCACCGUGCGAGGCCCGCGGCCGCGAAGGGACGCAGGGCGGUGAGAGAGGAGGAGGAGGAGGGUGGCGGGGCGAGCGCCGCAGACGCGUCUGGGAUCCUAGCACGCGCAGCGCUCGGGCUCCCACAGCCACAGCCGCCGCCGCCGCCGCAGCCCAACCCGCCGAGUGCGCGAGCCUCUGGCGCGGUGCGGGGCGAGUCCGGGCGCGAGCCUGCCGCCCCGCCGGCCUCGGGCGUGCGUGCGUGCGUGCGUGCGCGUGCGCGCCACCGCCAGAGCCUUCCUGGUUUCUUUCCCCCCACCCGCUCUCCCUGCUCCUCCUGGGCGGAGGAGAAAGGGGCCGCUCAGGUUUCGACGGGCAUCUGGAGGAGCCAGGAGGAGGCGGGACCGAGUUCCGGGUGCUGGGCCUCUGGAAAGAUGCUGUUUCUAAGCAAGCCUUUUCUCUCCUAAGAUUCAGAGUUUUGGAAGAAAAUCCCAUUUGUUCUGCAGGUGGUAUUCUGCUGAGGGCCAGUCGGCACUACAAGACAAAGCCCACUCAUGGCAUUGGCAGAUACAAACACUUGGUGAAAGUGCUAGAGCCUAAAAAGAAGAAGGCAAAAGUGGAAGUGAGAGCCAUUAAUCUGGGGACAGAUUAUGAAUAUGGUGUUUUAAAUAUCCACCUGAUCGCUUAUGACAUGACUCUGGCAGAAAGCUAUGCCCAGUAUGUCCACCGCCUCUGCAACCGGCUCUCCAUCCAAGUUGAGGAAAGUUACGCGAUGCCCACCAAAACCAUGGAGGUGAUGCGGCUACCAGCCCAAGGCAACAAAAUGGUCCUAGACUCAGUCCUUACCACCCAUGAGCGAGUGGUUCAGAUCAGCGGUCUGAGUGCUACGUUUGCAGAGAUUUUCUUGGAAAUACUCCAAAGCAAUCUUCCAGAAGGAGUCAGGUUGUCAGUGAGGGAGCACACCGAAGAAGACUUCAAAGGAAGGUUCAAAGCUCGGCCAGAACUGGAAGAAUUGUUGGCCAAGUUGAACUAAACACUGUGAGCCCUUUCAUGCCAUUAUCGGUCUCAGAGAAGUUCUUCCUGCUUGAUCAGAAUAAGCAGGAGAAUGAUGCUUAUACUGGGAAUGCCUCCUGUGUCUGUGACAUGCUGUGCUUGCCAGUUACCACUUACCUUAACAAAGCCUAGGGCAUUCUCCACCUAAUAAAAAUCUGCUGUAACCACUG